Messenger RNA from Phytophthora nicotianae INRA-310, 1046 nucleotides. RefSeq lists its product as hypothetical. Gene Ontology annotation, cellular component: cytoplasm; nucleolus. The transcript is spliced from 3 exons. The record is from RefSeq and is a predicted model, not a curated record. NCBI's taxonomy places the organism in Eukaryota, Oomycota, Peronosporomycetes, Peronosporales, Peronosporaceae. Gene Ontology annotation, biological process: DNA repair. Bases 57 to 902 code for a protein of 281 amino acids. Gene Ontology annotation, molecular function: single-stranded RNA binding; RNA endonuclease activity producing 5'-phosphomonoesters, hydrolytic mechanism.
AACCAGUGAUUAUCAAGUUGGGUUGAUAAUUUCUUGUCGUGUUCAUUUUCGCAAAGAUGGCGAGCGUCGAAGACACUUCCGCGGUGACGCGCGAACAGUGGGAAACGGAACAAUUGGAGCUCAAGCAGCAGUUGAUGGAGACAGAUGUGGUGCUGUGGCAGCUUCAGUCUGAUACUGACUGUGCCACUCCAAGUGACGAGACCAGCAGUUGUAAAUUACUGAGGAGAGUAGCUGGCGUGGACAUCAGCUUCCUCAAAGGCUCGGACGAGCACGCGUGCGCUUCAAUCGUGGUGCUCGACUUCCCGUCACUGACAGUACUGUACGAGGCCUUCACCUACGUAUCCCUACCAGCCCCGUACAUUGCCGGCUUCUUGGCAUUUCGAGAGGUACCAGCGCUCACAAAGCUGUACGAUGAUCUCCGCCGACGCCGUCCAGAUCUGCUGCCUGAUGUGACACUGGUGGACGGUAACGGUAUCUUGCAUCCCCAAGGCUUCGGUCUGGCCUCUCACUUUGGUGUACUCGAGAAUAUCCCAACCAUUGGUGUGGGCAAGACAUUUCUCCAUGUCGACGGUCUCACCAAGCCCGAUGUGAAAGGCCUGAUGGCCAAAGCGCGAGAAGAAGACCGCGAUCUCGUCAAGCUCACUGGGAAAUCCGGCAAAAUUUGGGGAGCUGCGCUGUGCGGCACAGCUGGCGUCAAGAAUCCCGUGUACGUGUCGGUGGGGCAUAUGCUGUCUCUGGAUACGAGCGUCGCCAUCGCCCAAGCUUGUUCGCAGUACCGUGUGCCUGAGCCAAUUCGCCAGGCCGACCUGCGUUCUCGAGAAGUGAUUCGAAAGUGGGAAAACGCAGGAACUGUCGAUAUUACACUCGACAUGUACCAUGCGUAUCCACCUUCCGGCGCAUAGUAUCAAAUUGGAGCAUGUCUAUCUUCCUGAAGACAUUUCUAAUUUGCACUGGUGGUGACUUGCAUGCAAGUUAUCCAAAGGAAUGUUUGUCAUUUCUCAAGGCGAAUUCUACAAUAAAUUAGCUCGUUCUUUAUUGCGUUAAAA